AUGACCAAACCCCAGCCAGUCGGAAUCGCCGAGAAAAAGGCAGUAUCACAAAGGCGUCUUUCUGAUUUCACCAACCCCAAGGCCACAGCUAUUGUAAAAGUGGGAAAGAUGCUACUCUGGGACGGACCAUUACCCUCAGGAUCUCAACUUGAAUCUUCUCCCAGCAGCAUUGGCCGGUCGAUGACGGAAGAAAACUAUCUCUGGCGCAGAGUGAGCUGCACCCUGCACGAAAAUGGCACAUUUCGCCUUCUCAGCGAGAUUGAUAGUCAGGUGCUCUCGGUAACACCACUGUCGCAGCUUUCUCGCUGUGCGGUUCAGCGACUGGACGAAAGCGUACUACGUAUGCCACACUGUAUUGCGAUUUAUCCCCAGUAUCGCAUCCAGACCUCUGUUAUGGGGCUUUCGAGACCGAUGGUGUUGUGCUUAGAAUCACAUGUCGCACUCGAAGCUUGGUUUGUCUUGCUCCGAGCCCUGACUGUGCCAGAGUUGUAUGGUCCAGAGCAACUGUCUCCUGAAGACGCACAAGCUUUAUCGCAACCGUCGCAACAUGGUAAUAACGUCCCUACGCAGGGCAUGUUUCGGAUAGAGCGAUCCCUCUACAUCAAAAUAACUGAGGCGAAGUUUGCACAGCGAUCCGCACCACAAGAGACCUAUGAAUAUAACAAGGCAAAGGGGAAAUCCGCGAAGGUUGAACAAUCUAAAGAAGGGGUAUACGCGGAGAUCUUGCUGGGCAAGGACUUACGAGCUCGGACGACCACCAAGCUCACUGUCUCUUCAGCAUUCUGGGCCGAGGAGUUCAAUCUACCAGACAUUCCUGCGGCUUUGUCAAAGAUCACCAUCGCGGUCAAGCUUGGAAACCCUGCAGAGAAGGAAUGGACGAUGGUCGCCGAUGGCCUCUACGAUAUUUCGGCAGAUGCUGGGUACCUUUCCGGCCUCGGCGGUCUGGAGAUUUCGUCCCACGAUCCGAUCUUUGGGAGAGUGGAUGUUUCGAUUGAUGAGCUGGAGCGUAGUGGCACCAUCGACAAGUGGUGGCCUCUGUUGGACAACAACGACCAUUCUGUUGGUACGGUCCUAGCUCGACUGUCGCUGGAGGAGACGGUGAUCCUGAUGGAGGCUGAGUACGAUGAAUUUGCAUCUCUACUGCACAACUACUCCAAUGGCCUGACAACACAAAUCGCCCAUCUCCUCGGGCCCGAUCUCCGGCAGUUAUCUGACAUCCUUCUGGACAUCUUCCAGGCAUCAGGAAAUGCUACUGACUGGAUCAAUAAUCUUGUAGAGGAAGAAAUCGACGGCAUCUACAAAGACACACCCCCAAUGCGGAUGCGCUUCAGUAGCCGUAUUCACUCCAACGACUCGUACGAAUCCGCUGAGCAGAGAGAGAUGCUGGUCCGUGACCUAAGUCGAUCGGCUACGAUGGAGGCCAAUUUGCUUUUCCGAGGCAACUCACUCGUAACCAAGGCACUCGAUGCCCACAUGCGCAGACUGGGCAAAAACUAUAUGGAGGAAGUUUUGGGCGAAAAACUGCGCAAGAUUAUCGAACGCGACCCUGACUGCGAAGUAGACCCCAGCAGAGUCCGAUCGCCAGAGCAGCUCGACAAGAACUGGGCGAACUUGAUAUUUCUCACCAACGAAAUCUGGAAAUCGAUAUACGCCUCCGCGGGCCGGUGUCCAAUGGAUUUACGCGUCGUGUUUCGCCAUGUCCGGUCUUGCGCAGAGGAUCGAUAUGGCUCUUUCAUACGGACGGUCAAGUACACGAGCGUCUCUGGCUUCCUUUUCCUUCGUUUCUUUUGCCCUGCAAUCCUGAAUCCAAAGCUCUUCGGGCUGAUCCAGGAUCACCCCCCUGACCGCACAAAAAGGACUUUUACAUUGAUCGCGAAGUCCCUCAACGUGCUUGCGAACCUGGCACGAUUCGGAACGAAAGAGCCUUGGAUGGAGCCCAUGAACAAGUUUUUGGCGGCGUCGACAAACCAAUUCAGAGCCUUCAUCGACGAGAUAUGUGCUGUGAGCUCCUCUCAGAUAGCUUCGGCAAAACUUGAGCCUCAAUAUGCCGCGCCGAACCAGAUACGAGGUCGACUUCCAGCUUUAUCCCGAGAGGGCCUCCCUAGCCUUCCGUUCCUUCUGGACCAUGCAAAGCUGAUGGCACAGCUCAUUGACUUAUGGGUCACGCAUGCCCCCGAAAACAUCAGCGAUGCAACUGACGACGAGGUCGUGCAGGCAUUUCAUGCGGUCUGUGUGCGGCUCUCCCAGAGAAGCAAAGAAUGCCUGAAAGCUGCGGAGCAAGCUGAACGGCCUGACGAAAGGUCAGAACAUACCUGGCAACGGCUGCUCACGGACCAGCAAAAAGCUAUAUCGCCCAGCAACGCUUUUGAAGAGUCUCUACUGAGAUCACACAGGGACAAUGAGAUCACGGCUCUUCCCCAAACAGCAAACACCGUGACAGAUGUGGAAUACAGAACUGCUGAGCUCUCUCCAAUUGUAGGAGAAGGCGACACAACACCAUCAAGCUCAGCUUCGGCGUGGGAAAGACGGAUCCCCUACCCUCACCGGGCCACAGAGGCGCGAACGAUGACAAACUCGACGAAUUCGUCGACCGAUGCAGUUGACCUGACUGAAGAUGCUCGGCGGCCGAUGUCUAGCAGCCGCGAUGGUUCGGCAAAAAGCCGUCUAUUUGAAUUAAUGAGUUCCUCUUCGCGGCGAAGAGGAAAAGCUGGAGAUCGCAGUUAUGUGGACGAUGACGGGCACGACAUUUGA
Fonsecaea erecta is the source of this 2751-nucleotide messenger RNA. RefSeq lists its product as hypothetical. The record is from RefSeq and is a predicted model, not a curated record. The transcript is spliced from 2 exons. Gene Ontology annotation, biological process: regulation of GTPase activity. NCBI's taxonomy places the organism in Eukaryota, Fungi, Ascomycota, Eurotiomycetes, Chaetothyriales, Herpotrichiellaceae. The coding region runs from base 1 to 2751 and encodes 916 amino acids.